This is a messenger RNA of Sinocyclocheilus rhinocerous, 1935 nucleotides long. It is a transcript of the gene utp15, whose product is annotated as UTP15 small subunit processome component. The record is from RefSeq and is a predicted model, not a curated record. The coding region runs from base 182 to 1738 and encodes 518 amino acids. Gene Ontology annotation, biological process: rRNA processing; positive regulation of transcription by RNA polymerase I. Gene Ontology annotation, molecular function: protein binding. Lineage: Eukaryota; Metazoa; Chordata; Actinopteri; Cypriniformes; Cyprinidae. The transcript has 13 exons. Gene Ontology annotation, cellular component: nucleolus.
AAUGUGACGUCACGCAAUGGCGGCCUCCAUAUGGCUGUAAAAUCAACGUGAAUUUGCUCAUGUUUUCUAGUCUGUAACGUAAAGAAAAAUCAUCCAAAAAUAAUUUAAAAAAUUGGUGGAAACCACAAUAAGGUCCUCAGAGUGAACCUGCUUUAGCUGGGAACCAGUGUUCAUAUCUGACAUGGCUUCAUUUAAACCCACCAAAGUUCAGUUCCUUCCUAAACUAGGAGAGAAAGUAACGGAGGAAACACUCUACUGGAAGAAUUACAAGUCUCCUGUGCAAAUUAAAGAGUUUGGUGCUAUAACAAAGAUCGACUUCUCUCCUCUCCCACCUCACAAUUAUGCCGUCACAGCCUCCACCAGAAUCCACAUAUAUGGACCCCACUCUCAAGAGCCCAUACGGAGCUUCACACGUUUUCGGGAUACAGCGUAUGGAGGGCGCUUCAGAGGCGACGGGAAGCUUUUAGUGGCGGGAAGUGAAGAGGGACUUAUCCGGCUGUUUGACAUCAGCGGCCGAGUGGCUCUCAGACAGUUCAAAGGACACUCCAAGGCGGUACACAUGACCUCGUUCCUGUCUGACGGCUUUCGUGUGGUGUCGGGGUCUGAUGACCUGUCGUGCCGUGUGUGGGACGUUCCCAGUGCUGUUGAGCUCAGCUCGUUAACUCAACACACAGACUACAUCAGAGCUCUCGCCCCCAGCAAACUCAACCCAGAUCUGUUUGUCACAGGUUCGUAUGAUCACACAGUGAAAGUGUUUGACAUGCGGUCAGGGAGCAGUGUGAUGACCAUGCAACACGGCCAUCCUGUGGAGUGUGUGCUGUUGUACCCGUCAGAAGUCCUGCUGGUGUCCACAGGAGGGCGUUAUGUGAAAGUUUGGGACCUGUUGAAAGGCGGACAGGAGCUUGUUUCUCUUAAGAAUCAUCACAAAACAGUUACGUGUGCAUGUGUGAGUUCUGUAGGCAACAAACUGCUCACAGGAUCACUGGACAGGCACGUCAAAGUGUAUAACUCCUCUUAUAAGGUUGCACAUAAUUUCGACUGUGAUGCAUCCAUCCUUAGUAUGGCUAUUGCGCCUGAUGAUGAAGCGCUUGCCGUGGGGAUGACCAAUGGUGUGCUGAGUGUCAGGCACAGGAGACACCAAAAAGACAAAGAGACGUUAACUAGUCGAAGGCGACGGGGCCCGUCAUACCAGGUCUUUGUCAAGGGGAAGAACUUUGCGCCCAGACAGGAUGAUUUCUUGGUCAGUAAACCAGUGAAGCAAUAUCUACGGAAAUAUGACAAACAGCUGAAAAGCUUUGAGGUGUCCAAAGCAUUGGACACAGCUCUGCAGACAUGGACACGCACCAGUAAACCAGAUGUGACCGUAGCGGUUAUCAUAGAGCUCAACCGCAGAGGAACUCUGAAAAAUGCUCUCGCAGGACGAAAUGAAGAGAGCUUAACCAAGAUCCUCAACUUCCUUCUCAAGCACAUCUUUGACCCACGCUUCUCUCGGCCUCUGCUCAUGGUCGGGGAUAUUGUGCUUGAUCUGUAUCAGCAGGUUUUUCACGAGUCACCUGUAGUUGAGCGGCUGCUGCAGCGUCUUAUGGAGGUGUUGGGUCGGGAAGCAGAACUUCAGCAGGAGCUUCUGCAGGUCUUAGGAAUCCUAGACACACUUUUCACAUCACUGACCCCCAGAAAAGAGGUUGCGGCCCUUGCUGCCCCACCAGUAGCGCAGGAGUCACAGCUACAAGCCGCCUGACACUCAUUACAAAACUCUCGUGACGCAAACGAAACAUGCUGGACUUUGGCAGAGGCGUGGGGGAAAAUGAAAGGGAAAAUGGAAGGAAACAAACACGAGAGGCAGCUGUGGGAAAGAUGUUGCCCAAUGCCACUGAGUAAUCACUGUGUCAGUGUGUCCUCCGUUUCUGCUGAUGUUUGCAGAAUUUGAAACUGCAU